This is a messenger RNA of Gossypium arboreum, 2278 nucleotides long. RefSeq lists its product as uncharacterized. The coding region runs from base 377 to 1969 and encodes 530 amino acids. The record is from RefSeq and is a predicted model, not a curated record. Gene Ontology annotation, molecular function: RNA nuclease activity. The transcript is spliced from 3 exons. Lineage: Eukaryota; Viridiplantae; Streptophyta; Magnoliopsida; Malvales; Malvaceae. Gene Ontology annotation, biological process: regulation of gene expression. Gene Ontology annotation, cellular component: peroxisome.
GCAAAAGAGUAUGAAAUUCCCCAUUGUUCUUUACAAAGACAAAAAUCUAGCCGUCCAUAAAGCGAGACAAACAACUCUAUACGCAUGAUUUGUUAUGCUUUUUUUAAUUUCCUUCCAAAUUAUUUGAGAAUGUCUUUAUUAAAACAAAACAAAAUCAGUCACUUCUGCAAAAACCCAAAUCUAUUAGCUGUACUAAGAUAGCAGCCACUUCUUCCCACAGCAAUGAUCUUGAUCAGGGUUAUUGGUUUUCUGGCGAGAAGGGCUAUGGUGUUAUGGUCCUGACAUAAAGAUAUUGGAUUGGUCUGUGACAUACCCAAAUUUGCUUUGUUCAGCCUUAAGGAUUUUCUGCUUGUUGAUUUUUUGAUAAAAGAGGGUGAUGGCCAAUCUAAAUGCCUCAACGACCUUAGUUCCUUCAGAGUCCUCGGAUCAAAGGCGUACACUUAUGGUGGACUUAAAUGUGAAUGUACUUCAACCUUCUAUGAACCAGCAAAACCGAACAUCAUCCCAUGAUGGUCCUGUGGCUAUCCUUUGGGAUAUAGAGAACUGCCCUGUCCCUAGUGAUGUACGCCCUGAAGAUGUAGCGGGGAAUAUAAGAAUGGCUUUGCGAGUGCAUCCUAUAAUUAAAGGAGCUGUUGUGGUGUUCUCUGCAUACGGGGAUUUUAAUGCCUUCCCCAGGAGACUCAGGGAGGGCUGUCAGAGAACUGGAGUCAAACUCAUAGAUGUCCCAAAUGGAAGGAAGGAUGCCGCCGACAAGGCUAUCUUGGUUGACAUGUUCUUAUUUGCCCUCGAUAACCCCCCACCUUCAUCUAUCAUGUUGAUUUCGGGGGAUGUUGAUUUUGCUCCGGCUCUUCACAUUCUUGGUCAACGUGGCUAUACAGUCAUUCUUGUUAUUCCUGCUGGAGUAGGAGUUUCAUCUGCACUGAGCAAUGCCGGUAAUUUUGUUUGGGAUUGGCCUAGCGUUGCUCGUGGGGAAGGCUUUGUACCUCCAUCUAAGGCCAUAAUGCCUCCUCAAGGAGGACCAGCUGAUAUUGCCGGGUAUUUCAUGGGCUGCCAUAUUAGUGACAAUCCAGAUGGCCAAAAUGAAGAAGAGGCAAUAGUUUAUCGGGGCAUUUCGAAAAGCUAUUACAACUCAAGAGAUUUCUCGAUUGUGUCGCAAUCUUUAUCUGAAUAUACAAGUAACUCUUCAAUAGCCAUACCUUUGUGCCCUACAACUUUGAGGUCGCAAAGUCUCCCAUCUGGUUUGAAUGAAGUGUCAGGAUGUCCGAGCACUUAUGAUCAGAAUGACACUAUGUGGGUACAGCCCGGAGACAUAAAUGGGUUAAAGGGACAACUGGUGAAAUUGCUUGAACUUUCAGGAGGAUGCAUGCCCCUUAUCCGUGUUCCAGCCGAGUAUCAUAAGUUUUUCGGAAGGGCUCUUUACGUAGCAGAGUAUGGAGCAUUCAAACUUGUUAAUCUUUUCAAAAAGAUGGGUGACACACUAGCAAUUGAUGGAAAAGGUCAUAAGAAAUUUGUCUACCUUCGAAAUUGGAAAGCCUGCCCAAGUGCACCUCCUUUGGUUUUAACAAGGAAAGAUAAGAAGGGUAAGGGGAACCAGGAGGAAAGUGUGGACAUUGCUGCAGGUGUUGGCUCUUCUGAUGAGUUCUCCGAUGAAGAAAGAGUGGUAGUUGAAGAACAUUACGAGAAGAGGAAUGAAGGAAGAACCAACUUUGGGGAAGCAGAAUGUGAAGUCGAUGACCGUAACCUCGAGCAAUUUAAAUAUGAGUUGCAGGAAAUUCUCGUGAGUUAUUCUUGCCGAAUUUUCUUGGGUUGCUUCGAAGAAAUAUACCAGCAACGAUACAAGAAAAUGCUGGACUACCAAAAGCUAGGCGUGGAGAAGCUGGAGGAGUUGUUUGACAAGGUGAGGGAUGUAGUCUUCUUGCAUGAAGAACCACUAAGCAAGAGAAAAUUUCUCUAUGCAGUAGGCAGAUAGAAGAAUCUGACAAAGCCUUUUAUUUUAAAAUAAAAACAAAAAUACUAGAAUAGAUCUUACAAUUGAGCUAAUGUUGAUCAAUGUUUGGUCUCUGAUGUCUUUCUUUUUUCCUGGAAUUUUUUUGCCAAGGUUUCAUAAGAUAUAGAUAGGAGAGGCUGGGAGCACUUUUAUUAUUGUCGUGCAUUCAUACAUGGAUUUGAAGGUUGAACUUUCCAUGUAUUUCCCAUGCCUUUGUCAUUUGUAAUUGGUCAACCACCAAUGUAGAACUCCUGUAAAUUAUAUUCCAGCUAUAAAUCCUUUGUUUUUAUA